Messenger RNA from Budorcas taxicolor (takin), 3048 nucleotides. It is a transcript of the gene MARK3, whose product is annotated as microtubule affinity regulating kinase 3. Gene Ontology annotation, biological process: intracellular signal transduction; protein phosphorylation. Gene Ontology annotation, cellular component: plasma membrane; cytoplasm. The record is from RefSeq and is a predicted model, not a curated record. NCBI's taxonomy places the organism in Eukaryota, Metazoa, Chordata, Mammalia, Artiodactyla, Bovidae. Gene Ontology annotation, molecular function: ATP binding; protein serine/threonine kinase activity. The transcript is spliced from 19 exons. The coding region runs from base 83 to 2506 and encodes 807 amino acids.
GCCGGCGCUCGACGCCGCGACGCCGGCCCCGGGGCCGCGCUGUUUUGUUUCGCCCUCGCGUUGUGAAGUGAAGUGAAGUAAAAUGUCCACUAGGACCCCGUUGCCGACGGUGAAUGAACGGGACACUGAGAACCACACGUCACAUGGAGAUGGGCGGCAGGAAGUAACCUCUCGCUCUGGGCGCUCUGGAGCACGGUGUAGAAACUCUAUAGCUUCCUGUGCAGAUGAACAGCCUCACAUUGGAAACUACAGGCUGUUAAAAACUAUCGGCAAGGGGAAUUUUGCAAAAGUGAAGUUGGCAAGACACAUCCUUACAGGCAGAGAGGUUGCAAUAAAAAUAAUCGACAAAACUCAGUUGAAUCCAACAAGUCUACAAAAGCUCUUCAGAGAAGUAAGAAUAAUGAAGAUUUUAAAUCAUCCAAACAUAGUGAAGUUAUUCGAAGUCAUUGAAACUGACAAAACACUCUACCUAAUCAUGGAGUAUGCAAGUGGAGGUGAAGUGUUUGACUAUUUGGUUGCACAUGGAAGAAUGAAGGAAAAAGAAGCAAGAGCUAAAUUUAGACAGAUCGUGUCUGCAGUGCAGUACUGCCACCAGAAGCGGAUCGUUCACAGAGACCUCAAGGCUGAAAAUCUAUUGUUAGAUGCUGAUAUGAACAUUAAAAUAGCUGACUUUGGUUUUAGCAAUGAAUUUACUGUUGGCAGUAAACUGGAUACGUUUUGUGGCAGUCCUCCGUAUGCGGCCCCAGAGCUCUUCCAGGGCAAGAAAUACGACGGGCCAGAAGUGGACGUGUGGAGCCUCGGCGUCAUUCUUUACACUCUAGUCAGCGGGUCGCUCCCCUUUGAUGGGCAGAACCUAAAGGAACUGAGAGAGCGAGUAUUAAGAGGGAAAUACAGAAUCCCUUUCUACAUGUCCACAGACUGUGAAAACCUUCUCAAACGUUUCCUGGUGCUAAAUCCAAUAAAACGAGGCACUCUAGAGCAAAUCAUGAAGGACAGGUGGAUCAACGCAGGGCAUGAGGAUGAUGAGCUGAAACCGUUUGUUGAACCAGAACUGGACAUCUCAGACCAGAAAAGAAUAGACAUUAUGGUGGGAAUGGGAUACACACAAGAAGAAAUUCAAGAAUCUCUUAGUAAGAUGAAAUAUGAUGAAAUCACAGCUACAUAUUUAUUGUUGGGGAGAAAAUCUUCAGAGCUGGAUGCUAGUGAUUCCAGUUCUAGCAGCAAUCUUUCACUUGCUAAGGUUAGGCCGAGCAGCGACCUCAGCAACAGUACUGGCCAGUCUCCUCACCACAAAGUGCAGAGAAGUGUCUCUUCAAGCCAGAAGCAGAGGCGGUACAGUGACCAUGCUGGACCAGCUAUUCCUUCAGUUGUGGCAUAUCCAAAAAGGAGUCAGACCAGCACUGCAGACAGUGACCUCAAGGAAGACGGAGUUCCCUGCCGGAAACCAGGCACCAGUGCUGUUGGAGGAAAGGGGGUUGCUCCAGCCAGUCCCAUGCUCGGGAACGCAAGUAACCCUAACAAGGCGGAUAUCCCGGAACGGAAGAAGAGCUCCACUGUCCCUAGUAGUAAUAUGGCAUCUGGUGGAAUGACGCGACGGAAUACUUAUGUUUGCAGUGAAAGAACUACAGCUGAUAGACAUUCAGUAAUUCAGAAUGGCAAAGAAAACAGCCUGACAGAAAUGUUCGCUUACGCAGCUAGCCCUGCCUCUGUUUGUAAGACAUCUUCCACCUGUCGGCUGAGACAUCAGAAGUCGAUGUCCAUGUCAGCCUCUGGGCACCCCAAGAUGAUGUUACCUCCAAUAGACAGUGAAGGAGAUAACUUCAAGGCUAUCACUGUUCCUGGCCAGAGAGCUCCGGUUGCUUCAACACACAGUAUUAGCAGCACCACCACCCCAGAUCGAGCCCGGUUCCCGAGAGGUACCGCCAGCCGUAGCACUUUCCACGGUCAGCCCCGGGAGCGGCGCACUGCCACGUACAAUGGCCCACCUGCCUCGCCCAGCCUGUCCCACGAAGCCACACCGUUGUCACAGACUCGAAGCCGGGGCUCCACUAAUCUUUUUAGUAAAUUAACUUCCAAACUCACAAGGAGAAACAUGUCAUUCAGGUUUAUCAAAAGGCUUCCAACUGAAUAUGAGAGGAACGGGAGAUAUGAGGGCUCCAGUCGCAACGUGUCUGCUGAGCAGAAGGAGGAAAACAAAGACGCAAAACCUCGUUCCCUGCGCUUCACCUGGAGCAUGAAAACCACUAGUUCCAUGGAUCCCAAUGACAUGAUGCGGGAAAUCCGCAAAGUGCUGGACGCCAAUAACUGCGACUAUGAGCAGAGAGAGCGCUUCUUACUCUUCUGUGUCCACGGCGAUGGGCACGCGGAGAACCUCGUGCAGUGGGAGAUGGAGGUGUGCAAGCUGCCAAGACUGUCUCUGAACGGGGUCCGGUUUAAGCGGAUAUCAGGGACGUCCAUAGCUUUCAAAAAUAUCGCUUCCAAAAUUGCCAAUGAGCUAAAGCUGUAACCCAGUAUAAUUAUGGUGUAAAUUAAGUAGCAAUUUAAAGUGUUUUCCUGAACACUGAUGGAAAUGUAUAGAAUAAUAUUUAGGCAAUAACGUCUGCAUCUUCUAAAUCAUGAUAUUAAAGUAUAAGGACGAGCGCACGCCUGGGAGCGAAAGCUGGCCUUUUUUCUACGAAUGCACUACAUUAAAGACGUGUGACACGCGUGCCCUCUGUCUUCUUUCCGUUGCCUGAAGUCAGUGUGUGACACCCGUCCCCACGGGCCUCCUGUCUGUGCGGGUGUGAGAGCAGACGCUGUGCGUGUGUGUCGUCUACAGAAGCAUCUCCGUACACUGGCAACCAGAGUUUCUAUGAGUACCUCUGUGGGAGAUUAUUUGGUGCUAAAACAUUAAAAUUGCCAAGGAGGAAAAUACUGAAUUACUACUAAGAAUUAACUUUAAGACUAGUUGAUAAUUAAUGCAGGUUUACAGUUCAUGCCUGUGGUUUUGUGUUUGAUGUUUUGUGUUUUUUUGUUUUUUUUUUUUAGUGCAAAAGGUUUAAAUUUAUA